AUGGCUGCAAAUGCUCUCGUACGUAAGCCCAGCCUUCUGAGAAGGAGCAGCGAGCAACGUCGCGCCCCCUGCUUAACGCUGCCUGGCAAGUGUCGGGACCGCCGUCAGACGCUGUGGUGCGUUCGCCAGCCAGCGGCUCCCCAAGACCGACCCGGGCUCAGCGGUAUAAGCAAGCCGUGCGGCAUCGACCUCUCGUUGCAAUAUUGCGCAUUGUGUGACCAACACAUCGACUCGUUCCACGAUGAAGUAAGGGUUGCGAUGGUUCCCAGUGACCAGAGGAUGCGUAACUUGUACGGUGGUGACGGCAAACGUGUAGCGAAGGGCAGCCGGACGCUGACGACGCAGCGAGUGACCGCGCCGCGGAGCGCCGCUGCGACUCUGCCGUCGUACGUCUACGGAGGCCUCAGCAUGUGCGUCUGUCCGCAGCAGCAGAAGUUCCUGAAGCGGACGGCGGAGGAGCUGGAGGGCGGCGCCGGCGGGGGCGGCGGCGCGCCCGCUGCCGAGCCGCUCACCAAGUUCUCCGUCGAGAUCGUGCAGCAGCUCGAGUUUAGCGCCGGCCCGGGCACCGGCACCGGCAACAUCUCCACCAACGUCACCGUCAAGGCGGCCGCCGCCACAGUCAAGAGCACCGGCUCGGGGGCGCCCGGGGGCGGCGGUGGUGGCGGAGUCGCCGGUGGCGGGGGCGGGGGCGCGGCCCCGGGGGCGGACCCUGCGGGUGCCGCCACGACCGCGACGCCGUCGCCAAAGCCAGCGGCGCAGCCGCCUCCCGACCUCGGUGCGCUCGUGGAGUGCAAACAGGAGCAGAUGGACAGUGAGUUCGUGGACUUGGAGCAAUGCGCCGCCGCGCUGGAGAAGGACGCCAACGGCGGCGUCACCUUCCCCGGCCUGUCCGACCUCAUCGGCGACGACACCAGCGACGAGAUCAUCACCUCCGAUGCCUUCAACGACCUCAUCUCCGAGAUUUCCGACUUCCACUCGGAGUUUAUGAAGGAGUUCGAUUUCGACGACCGAGGCGGUAGCGGAGGCGGUGCAGGCGGCGGUGGGGGUGGCGGCGGUGCCGCUGGUGGUGAUGCGGGGGCGGGUCGCGAGGACGACAAGACGGGCGUGCUGACGGCGCCGCAGGCUCAGCAGCAGGUGUCGGGGCGGCUGGCGCCGUACACGCUGGACUUCAGCAAGGCGGAGCUGAGCCCGGCGGCGCAGACGCUGAAGCAGAUGGCGGAGCAGCACCAGCACAAGGCGCAGCUGGGCUUCGGCCGGCCCGCGCCCGGCGCCGCGCCGCCGCCGCCGCAGCGCUCGCCCUACGACUUCCCCUUCGGAUCGCCGGCCGGCGACUACGGGCCGGCCGGCGCUGGCGGCGCGCAGGUGAAACAGGAGCUGUUCGCGGGCGGGCAGCAGGCGCCGCCGGGGGUGGGCCGGCAGCCGCCCCCGCAGCAGCAACAGCAGCAGGGACAGCAGCAGCAGCAGCAACAACAACAGCAGGGGCAGCAGCAGCCGCCGCAGCAGCAGCAGGCGCCGGCGCCGCAGCAGCUGUCGCCGGGCGGCGGCUACCCGGGGCCGAAGCUGGGCGCGGCGGGCCCGGGCCCGCAGUACUCGCCGCAGUACGGCGCCGUGCCGGCCGGCGCGCAGUACCGCCCCCAGCCGCAGCCGCACCCGCCCCCGCAGCCGCCGCAGCCCGCGCCCGGCGUGCCCAGCGCGCGCCAGCCCGCCGCGCCCGGACUCUCGCUCAGCCAGGCGCAGCAGCUGUCGCUCCAGCAGCACCACAUACAGGUGACGGCGGGCCAGCAGCUGCAGCUGUCGGACCUGAAGGGCUACCUGGGCGAGUACGCGGCGUCGGCGUCGCAGUCGCAGACCAUCAACUUCACGCAGCAGAGCCUGCAGCAGCGCGCGGCCGCCUCGCGGGCGCCGCUGCGGCCCGGGCCGCCGCAGGGCGCGCGCCCGCCGCCGCCCGAGUACAAGGCCGUGCCGCCCGCGCUGGCCCAGCAGCAGCCGCCGCCGCAGCAGCAGCAGCAGCAGCGCUUCGCCAUGCGCCGCCCGCCACACCAGCCCAUGCCGCCGUCCGGUCCGAUGAUGCGACCACAGAUGGUGGGAGGUGGCUACCUGCAGCAGCAGCAGGCCAUGGCAGGCCUCGGUGUCGGUGUCGGGGUGGGGGUGGGAGUGGGUCUGGGUGUGGGGCCGCACCGCUACGGUGGCCCGCAGGCCCAGGGGGCGCCACCGCCACAGCAGCAGCGCCAGCAGCGGCCGCCCAAUGUCAGCGUUGGGCCCGACACGGGGCUCGGGGCCCGCCAGGACUGGAGGCACCUCCUUGUCUCACAGCAGCAGAGCGCUGUCUUCAGGAAUGGAGCCGGCUCGGCUGCUGCUUUCCAGCAGCAGCAGCAACAGCACUUGCACCAGGGGUCAUUCAGUAUGGCUCAGAUGCAGCAACAGCAGCAGCAGCAGCAGCUCGUAGCAUCUAGGAACCAGGGCAUGCCGACGUUGCAGCAGAUGAUGUCGCAACAGCAGCAGAUGGGCAUGCCCCCGGGACCAGGCCCUGGUCAGAUGUCAAUGAACCUGCAGCUGUCACAGUCACUAUCUGCGAGUGGAGUGCCCCCUCACCAUACUUCCCCUCACCUCCCCCCGUACGUCAGCAGCCCAGUGCUACAGCAGCACCCCACCACCACGCCAGUGAGCUCUGCUUCAAACUCACAGCCCCCACCAGACUUCAGUCUCGAGUUCCUCGAACAGUUGCCGUCAGGAGAUUCGAGUCAGUUUUCAGCCGCAGAACUUCUUAAUUCCCUCGAUGCAGGGUCGUCGUUUAAUUUUCAAGAUAUAUUAUAGGAAUGGUUUUAGGUGCUCUGUGCACCGUAAUGCGGCAGCAUUUUCUAGAGUGUGACUGUGUUGAGUUCUGAGUCCAGGUCCUUCACUUGGUGGACAAUCUUAGUGAAUCACAGACAUACAGCAGUUACCAAAUAAAUAAGAUGCAGUAAGGGUGAUCAUUAGAAAAUAGUUAAAGUGACCUGUGAGACGGAGGAUUUAGAAGAGGAGUGGUACUGAGCGGUUAGGAUAUCGAGAGCUGAACAUGACAUUAACAUUCCAGUAUUUGUUCUGUCAAGAGAGUCUAGUUUGGUUUGACUGUUGUACGAGUACUCAUCUCGUAAAGUGUAGAAUGUAACGAGGGACACAUUUAGGAAAUACAUUGGACAAUCGGUGAAUUCACUUUUAGUUAUGGCUGUGUGUAUCUGUAAGAAACAACAGUGUGGUAUAGUGGAACACUGAUAUUUGUGAUCUAGACCUGCAAGUCUGUUGUGAGCAGAAAUUCAACAUUGUGUCCUAUUACAGUGCACGUACACUAGCUAUCAAAUAUUGUAAUUUUAUUUAUGUGAUUCAAAUGAACAUUUCUCAUAUGAGCAGCUGGGGCAAACACAGAUAACUGUAACCUCAAAUAUACAGAUACAAACACAACAUCCUGAGCUUAAAACCCUGGCUAAACCUCAGAUAUAAACUUAAGAAACAGUGUUGCUGUUUUUCUGUUUUUAUGCUGAUUGCACAAUGUUGCCCACUUAUACAUACUUGUGUUCUCUUGCCAGUGCUUUCCAUUGUUUCUGUUGUAGUUAAAUUCAUUUAUAUUGUAUCAAACAACUCAAAUAAUUUUUAACCCAGUUUAAAUUGCCAUGAAAUAUUUAAUGUUUAUUGAACAGCAAUGCUUUCACGAAACACUGCAACCAUGAUGUGGUAAAUCAUUAAAUAUUUAAGAGAUAUUUUCAGUGUGUAAUUAUAUCUUUAAAAUAUGUUAAUUCCUGUCUCAGUUGCGUCAUUUGCAAUAAUUUUUUGUUUAUGGUGUUUAAUAUGCACAAGCUGCAUCAGGAUGUAAAGUGUUUAUCAGACAACUUGUGGCAGAUGCAAGGAAGUAUUCAUGUGAUGCAGUGCAGCUACCUCAGGCUUGUGAAUGCUGUUGAAGUGGAGUUGGGACCACCUCCAACCACCGAAGCUCUCAUUCUAGUAUGGGAUCAACCUUCAAUCAUAAUCUUUACUAACAGAUCAAUUAAAACUUCAUUAAAUGUUGACAGACAAAAAGGAAUCAGUAUUUUUGUUAACAAUUUUUGCUGUUUAUUUUAAGGGCUUGCAAGUAGAAGUUUAUAAGACAUUGAUAGGGAUAUAAAGAACAUAUUAUAUAUACUUAUAAUAUCAUAAUGUAUAUAAUUUAAAAUGAUCCAGAGAAAAAAAUUGUUGAUAUUAUAAUAAUUGUUGUUCUUUUUGAAGUUAGUGAUACAGAAUGAACAUAACUGUAUGGGAAUGGAAUCAUUCCUGACAAGUUUCAAGCUGAGCCUGAAGUAGAGUAGGUACUGGUUGAGGUACAGUCAAGCCACAACACCAGUAGUUUGCCAUGUAAUAGGCUCACACCUAGAGAAUGGGUUCAGUAUUAGGUAAUAUGCUUCUGAAAAAGUGUCAGGUUUCUUACAGCGAGUUAUUUUCAAUGUAAGUGAUGAGGGAGGCUGUGAAUGAAACAGUUACUUUUAGGUGGCUCCCUCUUCCCCAUAAGGUCAUUAGGAUCUUCGUAAUUUUGAGACUGCAAUCUAGAGGAUUUCUGUAGCUUUUUUAGAUGUAACUUUGAGGCAAUAGAAAAUUAUUAUGUGUGUUUGCCAUGACACUGUUUAUCAGUUUUGUUCAAUGUUUUAGUAUUGGGCAUAUAUUGCAUUGUUAUUGUUUUUUGAGGAAAAGUAAAUAGAGGAACAAACGUUUUAAAAUUACAAUGAGGUCAAUAAUGAGAGGCCUUUCUAAAGUUAGUGGUUAGAAUUUCCAGUGCUAUGGAACGUUAAUAGUUCAUUUUAACAUUGACUUUGCUAGAAAUUAUCUUAUUCAGACUUUUUUUGUUUCUACGUCUGGUAAUAACAUUUGUAUCAUAUAUGCAAUGCAAAUUUUCAUAUGAAGCAGAGAUUUAAACCUGGAGGCUUCAAUAAUAAGGGACUUAGUUUCCAAUUUUUUUUUUAGGUUUGAUAAGCAUCUUGGAUGUAAACAAUAUUCCAUUAUUCCAUCAUCUGAAGACAACUAAGAAUAAAAUUUUGAAGGCAUUUGAAAUGGACAGGAGAGACACCGAUUCAUUAAAGAAGAGGGGGAAGAAACAUUUUAAUUUGUAUAAUUAUCCUGAUGAUUUCUUCUCCAUUUAUUCUUGAAGUUUUCCAGGUAUAUUUAUAAUGUGUUGUAUUUUAAAUUCUCAGUAUCUUUUAAGAAACAGCCAGUGUAGUCCAAUUCUGCUUAAUCAGAAUGCAUUUGUGUCAGUUCAUUUGAUGUCCUGCCCUUUUUCAGUUACUAGAUUACAGUUUCUAAGUGCACAGUCAUUCCAGUGUGGAUGUAGUUGUGGUCAUAGUUGUUUCAUUUACAGAGGAUUAUUGUAACUGGGUGUCGCCAUUACACAUUAUUAGCCAUAUAUUACUAAGUUCAAAUAUUUUCAGAAUGAUUUUGACAGCAAAAGUAUGGUUAUUAUUCCAGCUGAAGUUGACAAAUGUUUUGGUUUGACUGUACAUCAACCACAUUUCUAGUAUAUUGAUACUCAAUAUGUUGCUACAGGAAAACACCAAAUCUUUUUAACAUUUUGAUGAGACAAAGAGGAGAAAAAGUGUUCUAUGAGGAAACACAGUUUUCACUUCUCAGACUUUAUAUAUGAAUGUACAGUUUUAUGCAGUGUUGUACUAAGGUGAUAUCUGCGUGUGAAUGUGUGCAGCUGUGCCCUGUAGAAAAUUGUAUCAAUCUGUCAAAAGGGCACCCGCUUCUCUUGCCAAAUGUGUCAAGUACUGUAUGUAUACUUUUAUGAUUAUUUCAAAUGUCUACAAGAUAGUGUUUUGUAUUUGUUCUGUAUUAAGUUUCCAUGCAAAAUUAUACAAACGUUAUAUUAUUAUAUAAUAUAUAUACAAGUUUAUCUAAA
Messenger RNA from Schistocerca serialis cubense, 5896 nucleotides. Its product is annotated as neurogenic protein mastermind-like. The transcript is spliced from 11 exons. NCBI's taxonomy places the organism in Eukaryota, Metazoa, Arthropoda, Insecta, Orthoptera, Acrididae. The record is from RefSeq and is a predicted model, not a curated record. Bases 1 to 2814 code for a protein of 937 amino acids.